AUGACGCCGUCGAGCCAACCCGACUUCUCGCCGUCGCAGUUCACCUCCACCCAGAAUGCCGCCGCCGACUCCACCACGCCUUCCAAGAUGCGCGGCGCGUCCAGCACCAUGCCGCUCACCGUGAAGCAGGUCGUCGACGCGCAGCAAUCUGGCACCGGCGAGAAGGGCGCUCCGUUCGUCGUGGAUGGCGUCGAGAUGGCUAACAUUCGACUUGUGGGGAUGGUCAACGGCAAGGUGGAGCGGACGACCGAUGUGACAUUCACGCUCGAUGACGGCACCGGCCGCCUCGAUUUCAUCAGAUGGGUGAAUGAUGCUUCAGAUUCUUCCGAAACUGCUGCUAUUCAGAAUGGUAUGUACGUUGCGGUCAUUGGAAGCCUCAAGGGACUUCAAGAGAGGAAGCGUGCUACUUCUUUCUCAAGCAGGCCUAUAACUGAUUUCAAUGAGGUUACGCUGCAUUUCAUUCAGUGUGUUCGGAUGCAUAUAGAGAACACGAAAUCAAAGGCUGGCAGUCCUGCACGAACCAGUUCUUCUAUGGGAGUGUCAGUCUCAAAUGGUUUCAGUGAAUCAAGCACACCAACAUCUUUGAAAUCGAAUCCAGCACCAGUGACCAGUGGAGCAAGUGGUUCCGAUACUGAUUUGAGCACGCAGGUGCUUAAUAUUUUUAAAGAACCAGCGAACCUUGAGAGUGAGCAUGGGGUACAUGUUGAUGAAGUUAUCAAGCGGUUCAAACUGCCGGAGAAGAAGAUCAUGGAUGCUAUUCUCGACAAUGUGGACUUGGGCCAUCUCUACUCAACAAUUGAUGACUCCCACUUUAAGUCAACUUAA
Molecule: messenger RNA, 825 nt
Organism: Miscanthus lutarioriparius
Lineage: Eukaryota; Viridiplantae; Streptophyta; Magnoliopsida; Poales; Poaceae
Source: the annotation of a GenBank genome assembly